GACCGCUCUAGCUCUGCAGAGCUGCCUCCACUGCCCCCGGACCCCAGGCCUGCCUGAUCGCCCGUGGGAGGCCCCUAUGUAUGGGAGUUGAAUUCCUGUGACAAGAGAAAUCAGGCUGUCCGUGAUCAAGGGGUGAAAGGUAUUGCUGGCCUAAGGAGUGGCUGAGGAGGACUCGGGGAGAGACCAGUUCUGGGUGGCCCAGCCAAGGUGGAGGUCUGUAUCUGGAAAAAAGUGGAGAGGACAAGCUUGGCAUAGCCUAAGUUUUCUUCUGCAGAGCCUAGUGAAAAAAUAUCGCAGCCAUGGAUCUUCAACUCCCGAAUCCCUACCCUGCCCUGAUGGCCACUGGCAGCACUUCCCACAGCCCGCUAUACCGGGUCCUAGUCCGAGUGUCUGAGAGCUACCCUAGAAUGGAGAGGAAGCUGCAAAAGUAUUUCCAGAACCCAUGGAGGUCUGGGGGAGGCAAGUGCAAGGUCAAAGUCGGUCCCACUGAAGGUACUUUCUGGGUAGAGUUUUAUAAAAGAAAAGCCCAAGAAGGUGUGAUAGCAAGGAAAGAUCAUUCUGUGGCAGUCAGUGAUACAACAUAUGUGAAUGUCUACAUAGAAACAAAUGAAAACCCAGGAGAGAACAACACAUUGGAGAUAAGCCAGCUUUCCUCUCAGACUCAGUCACUUCCAAAGGAAUCUCCAGAUGAGAAUCACCCAGAUGAAGGAGGUGCUGCUAGCUCCUCUAAUUCCAUCAUUCAAAAGGUAUUUCUCCACGUGGCGGCCCAGCUGAACUUCAACCUUUCUGACGAGCAAAGGGAGAAAAUUAUUAACCUCUGCCCAAAUCUCAUAAUAGACGGAGGCUAUGAUGGACCUGAGAGAGUGAUUGGUGACUAUGAAGAUGUUGAAAAAGCUCAUCGAUUCUUAAGUGACAGCGUCCUGGGAAAUUACAAGAAAGAGGAUUUUUCCCAUUCAGCCUCAGCAAGAGAAGUUGAGCAAAUUAUGGCAAAUGACUGUGACAAUCCUAUUCUUCACUCAAAUCCCGAACACAUGACAGAAGAAGAGUCAGACCUUAUCUCAGUUCCUUCACAUUUGUAUGAAUAUUUCAAAUAUUUCUUUGCUGGAACUCUGGACAAAAUAGAAAGUGAGCAUCAAGUACGUAUCCAAAGUACUCUGGCAUAUCCUACGGGCAAUGUGUGUUUAGACUUCGAGACAAGUAAUUCGGGGGACAGGAAAGCGGCUCAAGAAGCUUUUAUCAGAGAAUUUCAGAGGGAAAUACAGAAUGUGACUCGGCAUGAUGUUCAUUUCACAGAUAAUAAGCUGGCCCUUGAUGUCCAAAAAACACUAACUGAUAUGUUUCAAAACCUCCAUAUUAAAGCUGAAGGAAAAGUCUUAAUCCUCUGGGGAAACCCACAGGAUAUCUUAGGAGCUCAACAUUUUAUUGAAUCAAACUUCUCUCGCAAACAACCUCUGGAAUCAAUGGCUUCCCAAAAUAUGAUGAAGAAUGAAAUUGAGGUGGAUACUACUCAUUUGCGUCUUCUACGCCAAGAAAUCAGAGAAAUAGAGAAAAAAUAUGACAUUGCAGUGGAAUUGGUGAAUAUACCCCAAACUCAGAAAACCCUCGUUGCAUUUAAACCAAAAGACAAAGGCUUAGGCCUCUCUGCAUUUGCUCAUGAAGAUUUCGUUGAUGUCUUUCAGAAGCUCUUACGUCAGAUUGUCAAAGAGGUAGUUAUCCUGAAACCAUUAGACCAAGAUAGAAAUGGUUGGCCGGAAAAGACAUUCUUUGAAGAUUUUGAAAGAAGGUACCCCCAUGUAAACUUGGAGUGGAAUGGACAAGAAAUGACAUUGACUGGUUUGCCCAAGUACAUUGCAGAAGCAAGGAAAUAUGUUAAGAGAUAUUUGAGUAUGGAAGAUCCUUCCCAGCAGAGACAAGAGCUAACUUUUUGCAUUGGAUGGAAAUGGACAACAGUCCCCAGAUCCCCCUUGGACAACAUUGGUAAUGAUUUCAAGAUGGCUUUACCUAUGUUCAAGGGAUUGUCUGACUAUCGGGAUUUAAGAAAAGAGGAGGAAGAGGAGGAGGAGGAUGAUGAGGAGGAAGAGGAGUGUGUCAUCUGUAUGGAAAGCAUUCACAACAAAGAAGUCCUCCCAAAGUGCAAGCAUGGAUUCUGUGGCCCUUGUAUUAGAGAGGCCAUGAAACAUAAGCCAGUGUGCCCUGUGUGCCAGACUUCCUAUGGCAUCGUGAAAGGGAAUCAGCCAGAUGGAACAAUGACAACCUCUUACAGAACCUCUUCACUUCCAGGUUAUAAUUCCUAUGGCACUAUUGUGAUUCAUUAUGACAUGCGGGGAGGCAUACAGACAGAAGAGCAUCCCAACCCAGGAAAACGCUAUGAAGGCACAAGACGGGUGGCAUACUUGCCAAAUAAUGAAGAAGGACGGCAGGUUUUGCUUCUUCUCAGAAGAGCUUUUGAACAAAGGUUGAUUUUCACAGUAGGACAGUCCCGGACAUCAGGAAUCAAGGAUGUGAUCACUUGGAAUGAUAUUCACCACAAAACUCUCCAAUUUGGUGGUCCAGAAAACUUUGGUUACCCUGAUCCCGGCUACCUGCAACGAGUCAAGCUGGAACUGAAGGCUAAAGGAAUUGAGUAAGAGUGCUGAUUUCAAGGAUACCUCCAGAGCUGGGCUUGCAAAGGUUGUUGCUGUGGAAAGGAAACAAAGCAGUCAUUAAAAUAUAUGUGUAUGUAGGCAACAUUUAGAGAAAAAUAGAAGAACUUGAGAAGAGGUUAGUUUGCUUAGGGGUGAGCGGGAUGAACUGCUAUGUGCUAACCUAUCUAAUUUAUUGGAGUUUUAGUUUUUAUUAGACAAACUGAGAGCCUUGUAGGAAUGUAAAAGUUGCUCUAGUGAGAUCCCAAAGUUUUCCUGCCUGUUUCCAUUUUGCUGUCACCAGGGAUGCUGGAGUUAAGGAAUCUUCCAUUGUACCACUUGCACAAAGUGAUGACUGACCCUUAGGUCCAUUCACAUUAUUUGUGGUAAGCUGUUGAUGGCCUCAGAACUCAUCAGAGUUCUGUUCUGACUGGAAUGGUAGCCAGGAACAUUAAAAAGUUUGGAAGAUAUCUUGAAGAAAAUCAUAGUCUCCAAAUGCUUACAUGAAUCCUUCAUUUCAGAAAGAAACUAUCCAUCCUUGGGGCUCUGGCAAAUUUAAUAUAGUGGGAAAAGAUAUUUCUGUCUUCAAUCAAGUCCGGUGACAUCAAAUCAACUUCAGGAACAAAUAGAAAAGCCUCUGUUUGGCAUUCAAAGCUCUUCAUAACCUUGCCCCUCCCUUUACUAUCCCCACUGUGUACUCUGUGAUUCAGUGAUACUGGCCUCCUUGAUGUUCCUUGCACAAGAAAUUCCAUCUCUCCAGAUUGUGCAUUUUCACUGGAUAUCCACCACGACUGGAAUUCUUUUCCUCCACAUUUCCAGCGACCAGCUUCCCUGACUUCUUUCAAGUCCUACCUAAAAUCUCACCUUCUAUAUGAAGCCUCUCCCAAAUCCCCUUGGUACUAGUGACUUUCCUCUGUGGAUUAUCUCCAAUUUAUCUUGUAUGUGGCUUGUUUGUACAUAGUUGU
Vombatus ursinus (common wombat) is the source of this 3586-nucleotide messenger RNA. RefSeq names its product E3 ubiquitin-protein ligase DTX3L-like. Lineage: Eukaryota; Metazoa; Chordata; Mammalia; Diprotodontia; Vombatidae. The transcript has 5 exons. Gene Ontology annotation, biological process: Notch signaling pathway; protein ubiquitination. The record is from RefSeq and is a predicted model, not a curated record. Bases 300 to 2627 code for a protein of 775 amino acids.